Molecule: messenger RNA, 1059 nt
Organism: Symbiodinium natans
Lineage: Eukaryota; Dinophyceae; Suessiales; Symbiodiniaceae
Source: the annotation of a GenBank genome assembly
AUGGAGGUGGCGAUUGCUGCACCCGAAGACUCACCAUGGAGUGUGCGUGAGAAAGGCAAGGACAAGCAGUACGACGCAUACUGGAGGCUAGACUGUCCCACUUCCGGGACGACGGUUGAGGCGUUUUGGCCAGACUUCCGCUGCUGGCUGAAGGCAAAGUUCGUCCGAGUGAACGCAGACGGCAGCUUCUGCGUUCAGUGGAAGUCAGACGGUACAACCAGCAUUCUCAAGGAGGACUUCGUCCGCCGAGUCGGCGACGUCUCCAAGCCGGAGCCUGCGCAGCAAUCCAAAGGGCUUUUCGACCCCGAGAAGACGAGCCCCGAUCUGAUGCGCCUUCUCAGGCUGUCGCGACCAAAGUGGAGCGACCGAGACGUCUACGCCGCAGCCGAGAAGCUGCGAAGCAUUGACAUUCUGGAGGUGAAGGAGCUCCAUGCUGCCAUCGAUGCGGAGCUGGCAGGUAACUCAGAGGGCGUGAAUCAACGCUUGGGGAGGAAAGGCCUCCGCAUGUUUGCCGAGGUGUCUCUUCGCGCCUUACGACGAGGGCCGCGCGUGGAGCAUGUGGAGCCAGAGGCAGAGGAGAAUCAGCCUCCGACGCCACAGCGUGCGCCCACGAAGCCCGGCAAGGGAGCCUUCUCCCGGCGAGCGCUGCAGCCGCAGCAGGUCUUCUCGCACGAAGACGUCUCUGACAUCAAGGAAGAGACGAAGGACACGGAGACUUUGGGAGGUCUCAAGACAGGCUUCCUGCUUGGGGAGUCCGCGGAGCCCCUCAAGGCGGAGCCCAGAGAGGUCAACUCCCGAUCCAAGUUUACUUGGAAGCGCGGCGGCCCAUCUGCAAGGCAAGCUGAAGUCGAAGAGAAGAUGGAGGACGACGACUUCCAGAAAGGAGACGAGAUCUUCGUCAAGCACCGGCAGGAUUUUCGGAUGGCCCGAGUAUCCAACGUGGGCUCCGGGAUCUUCCGUAGCGUGGAAGUGCCUCAAUCCGACCGCUUGGGGAGGAAACGAUCAGAAGGCCCUCUGGCCGAAGGCGUCCCCCCAACGCAACCGCCACCAUUCUCUUAG